Trichomonas vaginalis G3 is the source of this 588-nucleotide messenger RNA. RefSeq lists its product as uncharacterized. Bases 1 to 588 code for a protein of 195 amino acids. NCBI's taxonomy places the organism in Eukaryota, Parabasalia, Trichomonadida, Trichomonadidae. The record is from RefSeq and is a predicted model, not a curated record. The transcript has a single exon.
AUGGAUUCUGGUCUGUUAGAAACCGAUUCAGGAACAAUUGAUACAUCAAAUCUCUCGCCAGAGCAGAUCAAGUAUCUAGAGGAGAAAAAGAAGAACCAAAACCAGAUUAAAAUCCCUAAAAAUCGUUCACGCGAUUUACCACCAACUCAAAUGCCUACUCAAUCACCAUUCAUGCAACCACAACCACAACAACAACAAUUGUUUGGUAAUUACCAGCAGCCACAACCACAAGCGCAGUCGGCUUUCGCUAAUUUCCAACAGCAAAAGCCACAACAGCAGCCAAACUUCUUUGGAUCUGCUCCUCAGCAGCAAUCACAACCAUUCCAGCAGCAACAGCAGCAGCCAACCUUUGAUCUUCUUGGUCCACCAGCAUCUUCUUCUUCAUCAGCACCUAAACAGCAACAAGCGCAAUUUGAAGACUUUUCCAACAUGAGUAUGCAACCAAAGCCUCAAACUCAGCAACAAAACAAACCAAACCAGACUCAGAAUCAACCAAAGCCAAAGGCUAACUAUGGCAAUGAUUUAGUUGAUCUUGAUAAUCUUGGACACUCAAAGAAGACUCAAUACGGCAAAGCAGUACGUUUAUAA